Messenger RNA from Lytechinus variegatus (green sea urchin), 399 nucleotides. Its product is annotated as octapeptide-repeat protein T2-like. The record is from RefSeq and is a predicted model, not a curated record. Bases 1 to 399 code for a protein of 132 amino acids. Lineage: Eukaryota; Metazoa; Echinodermata; Echinoidea; Temnopleuroida; Toxopneustidae. The transcript has a single exon.
AUGAGUUUGAGAGAGAAGGAGGAAUGCAAGAGAGGAGAAGGGGAAAGGAGGAUGAGUUCGAGAAAAGGAGAAAGAGGAAUGCGAGAGAGCAGAAGGGGAAAGGAGGAUGAGUUCGAGAUAAGGAGGAAGAGGAAUGCGAGAGAGGAGAAAGGGAAGGAGGAUGGGGAAUGCGAGAGAGGAGAAGGGGAAAGGAGGAUGAGUUCGAGAGAAGGAGGAAGAGGAAUGCGAGAGAGGAGAAGGGGAAAGGAGGAUGAGUUCGAGAGAAGGAGGAAGAGGAAUGCGAGAGAGAAGGGGAAAGGAGAGGGAGUUCGAGAGAGGAGACGGGGAAGGAGGAUGAGUUUGAGAGAGGAGAAGGAGGAAUGCAAGAGAGGAGAAAGGGAAGGAGGAUUAGUUCGAUAG